This is a messenger RNA of Cercopithifilaria johnstoni, 3099 nucleotides long. Lineage: Eukaryota; Metazoa; Nematoda; Chromadorea; Rhabditida; Onchocercidae. The record is from the annotation of a GenBank genome assembly.
AUGAUUGCGGCAGAAGAGGAGAGUCUUGCGGAAUCAUUUAUGAGCAAGGUAGAAACUAUGGAGCAAGAAGAUGGUGAAGUCAGCGAUGCGUCCAACUGUGAUACAGCGAAUGAUGAAGGUGAAAUAGUGGAUCAGCAAACGAGCAAAUCAAACCAUAAAGAGGAUGAUAUGCUACUAAAGACAGACGUUAAUGUUUCGAAGAAAACAGCUCUUGAAAAAUUAAAGAAUAUGAGUUUUAGUUCCAGAUCGAAACUUCCUGUACGGAGUUCAUCAGUGGAACGACGAGAGAGAGAAAGAAAAGAACGACAAACUCUCACAAUAUCGAAACUGCAACAUUCACCUCGUCGUGACAACGAUGAAGAAAGACGGCAAAGAAAAAGGCGUUGGGAAGAACGAAAUGAUGAGCAGGAACGUCAUCAGACACUUGUUGAAGAACGACCUAGGCCAUUGAGGGAGGCUGUUGCUGCUUCCCACGCGACACCAUUGCCAAUAAGUAAAGCUUUGGACACAGCUCGUCCUAAUGAUCAGCCUCAUACUUUGCGUCAACGCGUCGAAAAAGUCAUCAGUGUCCAGGAGAGCGAGGCUAUUAACAUGUCCGACAAAGAACUCAGAAAUUUGAUAGCACGAAUGUGUGAACUCAGUAAAGAGCAGCAACGAUUACAGCGAGGUCGACAAACUCAAUUUGAUACACUACGAGAAAUAUAUAUGGAGGUAAAGGAUGAUAUUGAGAAACUAUACAUCCGCGUUCCGGUGCAUUUGCGAAUGGAUCUUCCGCUUCCACCUCAAACCCUACAUCCUUCUGCUUCAUCAUCUGGCGGUCCAUUACAAAUGAACGGAGGAACGACUACUUUUCAACUGGAACAACGGUUCCGGUUACCAAGCCUUUUUGACCCACCUCAGAUUGUUACAAGUGCAAACAUGCGGCUGAAUUCUGGUAAUGAUCCUGAAAUCACCGUGCGGAGUGAAGAAGAAUGCGCUGGAGGACGAAUGGGAUUCGGUGAAGUCGGAAAUAUCUCUAGCCCUCGGAGGGUGUUGAGUGGUGGGAAUGGGGCAAUUUACAGUGGUGGAUUGAAUGAACACGGAAUGUUCGAAGAUAUAAGUCGAAUUGGAUUGGGGAGUGGUGGUACAUUGCUAAGGAAUGAUGGUGGAUCAAAUCCAACUACUGCUGUGGAGCGUGCACCUCAUACAGGUUCAAGUUUGGAGCCGACGGUACAUUCCGCCAACCGUAAAAAACUGCCGUUUUCUAGCUUAAACGGUCCUGCCAACUUAGAUCAGUCUGCUUCAAUGAUUCCUUCGACGAGCACAUAUGAUUUUGGUCCUAAGCCACUAUUCAACAAGUUAGACUUCAGCGAUGAUAGUUCCAGAUUUUCUGGAAGCAAACCUUCACAUGAUCUGCUACCUCAGAUGAGUAGCUUUAGCGAUCGCCCAAUGCCACUAAUGAGCUUUGGUAAUACAGCUAGUUCAAAUCAGGUAUCUCAUUCCAUGGGACUACAAAUCUGCGACACUCCGGACAAAUCAACAAGCUCAACGUAUACUGCAACGCAGACAAAUGCUUUAAACAAAAUAGAACCUGGAGUUCCAGAGAAUGAUGGUGGCAUACGAGCAGUAAAUCAGCACUGCUUCAUGCACUCGGGAUCACAAGGCCCGACUAGUUUCAUCCGUCCGAAUAAGACCCCUUCUCCAAUGUCUGAUUUUGCUUCGAAUGUUUCAUUGAGGGCAGUGUCGAGUUCAGUGGAUACCGACAGUGCACUGUGUAUCACAUAUCAUGAAAGUCUUAUUCAUUUGAAAUCGAGCGAGAUUCAAAGCAGCUCGCAAGUACCUCUUCCGAAUCUCUCCGAGCCACCUCCACCUUUUGGCACAGCUCCUAUAAAUUGUCCAGCUGUAUUGUCGAAUACGAUUCUUUUGAAUACGAUGCGAAGUUCGAAUAUUGUGCCACGGCAAACAGUACCAGUACCAACUGGUUCUGCUCCAGCAUAUCCUUCAGAGCAUGCAGUUGGUACCAUUCAACAACUUUCUUCGACUUCCACCAGUGUUUUGCCUGGGAACAACAAUGCUUCACAGAAUUUACAACCACAACCCGGGAACGCUGCUGUUGCCGCUGCACAGCCAUUAAUGUCAUUACAUUCCGGAUCAUCUACAGUUAGCGUUCCACCUCCGGACUUUUCGGUUCCUCCACCAAUAGCGCUGACUGCAAGAACAAAUGUUGCUACAUCUAUAACUACUAAUCUAUUAAAUCAUAUCGAGCCAACCAGUUCAGCUGAUUCAAGGACAGGACCUUCUUCAAACCCAGCUGUCCAGAGAAGUUUGUCACAUAUGAAGGGAGGAGUAUUAACGAAUAGUACUGUACUGACUGGUUUACCUUCAAUGAAUAUCCCACCACCUUCCUUUACGAUACCACCUCCUCGAGUACCAAAUGUCGGCCCCGUAUUUCCUACCCCUCCACCGAUGGCUGUUGGUGGAAUAACUUCGGGACCGAGACCUAAUUUGGUAUCUCCUAUGGCUGCGCCACCACCAAAUCUCAUGUCAGGACCAAUAAGUUUAAGCUGUCCACCACCUGAUAUGUCUCAACCUCCUCCUAACAUCCGUGGUACGCUGAGAGCGAGCAAUGCAGAAAGUGUUCAACAGAUGGUCAAUGCGGUGGUUGGUCAAUCUACCGUGAGUAGCCAGACACCUGUAGAAGUUGUAACAGAAUUAAUUGCAAAUGUUUACAAUAGAGCUGGAGGCGUCAGGCUUCACCACGAUGCAUCAUUAAAGCAGCGAAUGUCAGUGGCCACGGAAAACACCGCCAUGAUGAACAAAAUGAGAACUCCUGUGCCCGCCGGACCGCCAAGGCCACUUUCUUCGGUAGGUAAGCUACCACCACCGCUCAUGCUUUCAACUGGAACUCGUGGUGGUCCGGUUUCCAGAAUUUCCAGUUUUAACAAGCGAAAAGGAUUACAAAUUCGACCGUCAUCAACUCGUUUGCAACAGCGUCAAAAGCGACAAAUCAGCGAUAUGGUAGCCAUCAUUCCGGAUGAACAUGACCAUCCCAGUUCACGCGAAGAGCCAGAUGACAAUAUUUUUCUGAUAGUGUCUGAUGAAGAGGAUGGCAACAAGUAG